AUAAAAUAUAUGUUUAAGACAUUAGUGAAUUGGUUUAGAGAGUUGUUUUUUGGAAAAGAGUUAGAAAUAGCCUUAGUUGGAUUAUAGAAUGCAGGGAAAACUACUUUGGUGAAUACUAUGUCUACAGGAAAGUUUGAAGAAGACACUAUUCCAACAAUAGGAUUUAAUUUUCGAUCUGUUAAGAAAGGGAAAGUAAAAAUGAAGAUGUGGGAUGUUGGGGGAUAGGCUAGAUUUAGAGAAUAAUGGGAAAAAUAUUGUAGAUCAGCAGAUGUCAUAAUUUUUGUUGUUGAUGCACAAGAUUAAGGAAAUUUAGAUAUUGCUAGAUAAUAACUUAAUUAACUAAUAUCUUGGCCUAGUCUAGAGGGUAUACCACUAUUAGUAUUAGGAAAUAAACAUGAUCUUUAAGGAUGGUAACGUCAAUCUCUAUAUUUAUAGUAUUACGGAAUAGGAACUUAUUACACAAAUGAAUUUAAAUUAAAUAAAAGAUAGAUGUGUUGCAUGCUUUAGUAUAUCUGCCAAAAAAAAUACAAACAUUGAUGAAAUGUUAAAAUGGCUUUCAAAACUCGAGAGAAAAAAUAAAUGA
Molecule: messenger RNA, 583 nt
Organism: Paramecium sonneborni
Lineage: Eukaryota; Ciliophora; Oligohymenophorea; Peniculida; Parameciidae
Source: the annotation of a GenBank genome assembly